AUGAACGCCAUCACAGUUAUGUUGGAUGAAGAGUACGAGCCAGUCCCUUUAGCCCUAGGAGAUAAGAAUCAAUACACACUCGGCCGCAUAGGUGGGCAUAAUGUCGCCAUCGUCGGACCGGCUCGAGGUGCCCAGGGAAAAGUCGCUAUCGCAGACGUCGUGGGUAGUAUCCAUUGGUCAUUUAGAAAUAUGUCCAUUGGUUUGCUGGUGGGGAUUGGAGGAGGCGUACCUCACCUUCCGAAGCAAGAUGUGCGAUUGGGAGAUGUCGUCAUUGGGGCCCCGGAGGUAGGCCCUGCAGUGGUCCAGUAUGACUUGGGAAAGGAAACAACCACAGGAUUUGAAGUGACUCGAACACUGAACAAACCACCCACUUUGUUGCUGCAGGUGGUCAAUGCCGUGGAAGACAAAUACCUGAGGCAAAAACCCGGCGACGAAAGCUUUUUCGCUACUCACCUCCGUCGAUUUCACGAGUUUCCACGCUUGCGAGAGCAAUAUAGACGCCCUUUCGUCCCGGACCGUCUAUUUUCGGUGGAAUACCAUCAUGAGGCCGGUUCGGAUUGUAACGAGCACGACAAGAAAUUCGAGGUCGAGCGCGCCGAGCGCGAAUCUCCAGAUGAAAUCCGAAUGCAUUAUAGUACCAUCUUGUCGGGAGAUCGAGUGAUGAAGUCGGAAGUUACUCGAGACAAGAUCAGCGGCCAAUUUCACAAUGCUCUCUGCUUCGAGAUGGAAGCGGCUGGAUUGAUGGAUGUCUUUCCGUGCCUAGUUGUUCGAGGUAUUUGCGACUACUCGGACUCACACAAGAAUAAAGCCUGGCAGGAAUAUGCGGCUGCCACCGCGGCUGCUUACGCGCGGGAACUUCUUCUUACUAUGGCCGAGAGGGUUGUGCCGGGACUAGAGCAUCCUAAGGAUCUCGCUGACGAAGAUAAAUUGUACAGCCCGAUAAGGCAUAUGCCUUUCGAUCCAAUCCCGGGAUUUGUUGGCCGUAAAGAUAAGCUCGAACAUCUUAAGCAGCGGAUCUUCGACUCUAACGGUUGUCGAAUUGUGUCUAUACUCGGUUUAGGAGGCAUCGGUAAAAGUCGGCUGGCACUGGAGCUGGCUUAUCAAAUCACGACGGAGCGUCCGGAAUAUUCAAUCCUUUGGAUUAAUGCCGUGGAGCGGCUGAGCUUUGAAAGGGAUGUGUUUGAGAUCGGAAAGAAGGUUAGAAUUCCGGGGAUUGAAGACGACAAAGCGGAUAUCAAGAAUCUAGUUAAGCAGAGGUUGAGAAAUCUUUCUACUGGAAAAUGGCUCUUGAUACUCGACAAUGCCGACGACGAAGAACUAUGGGGGAAGAAAUCAAGAGCUACUGAUCAGCAGUCGACACCUGUGGACUGGUUACCGAGCACAACCCAUAGCACUAUUCUCAUCACCGCUCGAUCACGACGUGUGGCAAGUUAUCUCGCUGGAAAAGAGGUGACCGAAUUGCAGGCGAUGUCGGUGAAUGAAGCGAGUACAGUGUCCACCAAUGCGUUAAAGAAACCAGACAUGGCUGCGGGCGAGGAUGCAAUAUCGGCCUUGCUAGAUAAGCUGAUAUAUCUCCCUCUCGCUAUCGUCCAGGCUGCCUCAUAUAUAAAUAUGACCUAA
This is a messenger RNA of Rhinocladiella mackenziei CBS 650.93, 1620 nucleotides long. RefSeq lists its product as uncharacterized. Gene Ontology annotation, molecular function: ADP binding; catalytic activity. Gene Ontology annotation, biological process: nucleoside metabolic process. The record is from RefSeq and is a predicted model, not a curated record. The coding region runs from base 1 to 1620 and encodes 539 amino acids. NCBI's taxonomy places the organism in Eukaryota, Fungi, Ascomycota, Eurotiomycetes, Chaetothyriales, Herpotrichiellaceae. The transcript is spliced from 2 exons.